GGACACAGUACAGGGGAUGACCAGAGACUGCGGACCAUUCACAAAAAGCACCGCUUCUUGCUCACUUGGCACCCAGCUGUCCGCCGAGGGCCGACACUACAGAAGCCGGGAGACAGCGCGCCGCUGGAUAGAGGAACAGGUAAGAUCAAAGAACAACUUCGCGGAAGUAAGAGCGAGUACCUGUCAAAUUCAGGUACUCGCUCCCCAAAGGUCAGCAGUCAUCUCUAUAAGGUCCCGCUGCAGAGCUGAGCGGCUGGCCCGGUAUUCUGACACGGCGGCGGUGGAAAUACCGGACCUGCCG
Staurois parvus is the source of this 301-nucleotide messenger RNA. The record is from the annotation of a GenBank genome assembly. Lineage: Eukaryota; Metazoa; Chordata; Amphibia; Anura; Ranidae.